CGUUAUCUUAUUGCAGAUCUCAGAUGCCCGUGACAAAGCAUUAAAGGCCAAGGCACAGUCAGAUAGGCUUAAACUAGCUAUUGGUAACAACCCAGGCGGAAGUCAAAGUUUCUCAGUUUCAAGGAAAGUUACCCCAGAACCAAAACAGCCCAAGAAGAAAAGCAUCGGAAACCUUUUCUCUGAUGCAUGGAAAAAAGGAGAUGAUGUGGACGACGACGAGCUGCCUAGUUCUCCAAGCAGUGCUGGGCCUGGAAUGACUCCAAAUACUACAAGCCCCAAAGCAUUCAAUAUCGACAAUGCAAUGAUUAUGGACGAGAUACUAGAGGAAGAACAUCCUCCUUCACCACGACAUGAAAUACCACCACCUCCACCCCCACAGCGACCGCAACAGCUGGAUAUUGCCCCACCGCCGCCCCCUAAUCAGCUUGAUGUUGGCCCACCACCACCUCCCCCUAAUCAACUGAAUAUUGGUCCACCAUUAGCUACCAGCARCCAAGAGGGUGAAGACGAAAGGGAAGAAGAGACAGCACACAUUCCAUCGCCUACAGACAUCAAGACCAUGCUAGAGGGAUUGCAGUCACCACCUCCUCAAUUAUCUCAGAAAGGUGUGUCUAUAUUUCCAAUGUCUUCACCAGCACAGCACUCACCACCCCCACCCCCACUGCACUCUAAUAAUUCAUCUGCACUGGCACUUAAAGCACGUUCGGCAUCAUCACCACCACCACCCCCACAGCACUCUAGUAGCACAUCUACAGUGGYACAUAAAGCACGUUCAUUGUCAUCAUCGUCAUCAUCAUCAUCAUCUUGUCCACCACCACCUCCACCACCAGUUGCACGUAAGCCUUCCAGGUCUAGUGGAGGCGGGGAUGACGCGUUUUGUGAUCAGGCGGCCGAUUUUCCUCCCCCGCCGCCUCCCAUCCACAAAGAGGUCGUCCCCCCUCCAGUUAAAAGAAAGCCAUCUCGAAGUGGCAGCAUGACUGAGAAUGGGACCAACAACAUUGGAGAUAAAAAGAUUACUCGUAUUGCAGAAAUGGGAUCAACGGACUCUCUUGACAACAUCCCACUCCCACCACCGCCCGAGAUGAUGCUAGCGGGAUCAGAUGUGGACUUACCACCACCACCUCCAGAAGUCUUGCUGAAAAACAGAUCAAAUUCUGAGAAUAGAGACAGAUCGAAUAGUGGCAACAAACCACCACCACCUCCACCACCCCCAAAGAAAGGACGAUCGAGAACCAGCAGCAGUGACAAGUCAUCCUGAUACCACGUGAUAUCAAAUCAUUAACGAAUGAUGAAAGCCGUGGCUGUCACGUGUUUGAGGACGUCAAUCAAUAAAAAAUAGUCAUGGUUUUGACAUGAUAUGAUUGGACGCUUGACAGAACAUUCUGAUUGGCUACAAGUGGUGCGUUGUUGGCACUGAAGCAAUUGUGUUCAAUGAAAUCUUUUGAUAAGAUAUGAACUGUUUGUAUAUAUAAUAAUAGUGAAGAAUGGACUACGAUGUGUGUCGAAAGUUUCAUUUGGAAGAAAUUAUCCUUUAAGUAGAUCCAAUUCGUUGCUGUUAUUAAGAUUCUUAGAAACAAUAGGGCGUUACUAGCUACAUGUUCAAGAUACUCUAUUCUUAUCCUGAUUGAAUCCAUAUAAAUGAUUUAACUCACCAUUUCAAUCCUUUAGAAUUUAUAAAUUAAACGUUUUAACAAUAUAUACCCUUUUUAACAUUGUAGAAUGUUGUACAUUAUAAUUUAAUGAACGAAUUWAUGUAUACACAUGAAUCAGUGAAAGCAAAUAUUUCGAACUCCAAUUUCCAUUGUUCAAGCAAGUGGAAAAGAUAUAAUGUAUUUUSAAAAUGGCGCCUCCCAUCGUCUUGACAACUAAGUCAAAUGAAUAUAGUGAAAUCAUGGUAAAUUUAGUUUGGAAAAAAUAAACAGAUACUACUACCCUGUGUCGCCUCUGGAUUCAGUUUACGAAGAAGGGCUUUACGAAGAAAAUUCCAAAUCAUCCGCCAAAGGCUAUAGUUGAGUUUUUUCGAGAGAAAAAAUGAGGAAAGAAAAUAAAGAAACCUUUCCUUUCC
This is a messenger RNA of Exaiptasia diaphana, 2065 nucleotides long. Its product is annotated as formin-like protein 14. The record is from RefSeq and is a predicted model, not a curated record. The transcript is spliced from 3 exons. Lineage: Eukaryota; Metazoa; Cnidaria; Anthozoa; Actiniaria; Aiptasiidae. The coding region runs from base 254 to 1258 and encodes 334 amino acids.